GCCAGAAUGGAUUUCGGGUCUCUGGAGACCGUGGUGGCCAACUCUGCCUUCAUCGCUGCCCGGGGCAGCUUUGACGGGAGCAGCGCCCCGUCUUCCAGGGACAGGAAGUACCGGGCCAAGCUCCGGCUGCCCCCGCUGUCCAAGUGCGAGGGCCUCCGGGACAGCCUGGACCUGGAGUUCCAGAGCGUGUGCCGGGAGCAGCCCAUCGGCAGGCGGCUCUUCCAGCAGUUUCUCAGGGCCGACCAGAGGCACGAGCCGGCUGUGGGCCUCUGGCUGGACAUCGAGGACUAUGACACGGUGGAUGGUGACCUGCGGCCGCAGAAGGCACAGAGAGUCGUGGCCACGUACCUGGACCCCCAGGCCCAGCUCUUCUGCAGCUUUCUGGAUGAGGGGGCCGUGUCGAAGGUGAAGGGGGCGGCCGUGGGGGGCCAGGAGGGGCUCUUGCAGCCGCUGCUGCAGGCCACGCUGGAGCACCUGAGCGGGGCGCCCUUCCAGGAGUUCCUGGGCAGCCUGCACUUCCGGAGGUUCCUGCAGUGGAAGUGGCUGGAGGCCCAGCCCGUCGGGGAGGACUGGUUCCUGGACUUCAGGGUCCUGGGGAAGGGGGGCUUUGGGGAGGUGUCUGCCUGCCAGAUGAAGGCCACCGGCAAGAUGUACGCCUGCAAGAAGCUGAACAAGAAGCGUCUGAAGAAGAGGAAGGGUUACCAGGGCGCCAUGGUGGAGAAGACCAUCCUGACCAAAGUGCACAGCAGGUUCAUCGUGUCUCUGGCCUAUGCUUUCGAGACCAAGACUGACCUCUGCCUGGUGAUGACCAUCAUGAAUGGUGGUGAUGUCAGGUACCACAUCUACAGCGUGGACGAGGAGAGUCCCGGCCUCCCGGAGCCGCGCGCCACCUUCUACGCGGCCCAGAUGCUGAGCGGUCUGGAGCACCUGCACCAGAGACGGAUCGUCUACCGCGACCUCAAACCCGAGAACGUGCUGCUGGACGACGGGG
This is a messenger RNA of Urocitellus parryii (Arctic ground squirrel), 991 nucleotides long. It is a transcript of the gene Grk1, whose product is annotated as G protein-coupled receptor kinase 1. Gene Ontology annotation, cellular component: cytoplasm. NCBI's taxonomy places the organism in Eukaryota, Metazoa, Chordata, Mammalia, Rodentia, Sciuridae. Gene Ontology annotation, molecular function: rhodopsin kinase activity; ATP binding. The record is from RefSeq and is a predicted model, not a curated record. Gene Ontology annotation, biological process: protein phosphorylation; regulation of signal transduction; signal transduction.